CUACCUACCUUACUCAAGAGGAGGGAUUAAAUAAAAAAAAAAAGUUAAAAAAAAGUCAGAACUAAUUAAUCAAACGAAAGUACUAUCCUUCCCUCUCCCCUUCGGUGCAAGACCCGAGAUGUGCACGGGCACGUGCUGGGUAUACGGGUGCCGGCGGUGCGGGGGCACGGUGCACAAGGACACGAGCGUGGCGGGGCACACGUGCAAGACGGCGCGGCGGAACCGGAGCCGCGGGUGCUGCCGGACGGGCGUCGAGUACACGUACUACGGCAAGAGGUCCGAGGAGCUGUGCGCCAUGUGCGAGCUUGUCGGGGAAGUGGAGGCGUACUUGUCUGGGGGGGAGAUGGGAGGUGAUGUUGGUGGUGGGGGAGAUGAGGACGAGGAAGGAGGGGCUUCGUUAAGUGAGGGUGGAGAAGAAGAAGAAGAAGAUGGAGGAGGAGAAGAGGAUAGGUCUGAUGAUGACGACGAUGAUGAUGAAGAGGACCCGAGUGCGGAGGAUGGAGGCGUCAAGUUAAGCCCCUGAGACCUUUCGAAAAAAGAAAGAAGGGUCCGAAAGGUCCCCGCGAGCGAAGCUUCCCUAACUCCAAACAGAGGAGUUGGUUGUGUGGUGAUGUGCAACGGGUAAUAUGCAGAGAAAGGGUUAGACUGGACACGCAGAUAAAGGGGCAUACCUAAUCAUAUAUGUUCCCC
Molecule: messenger RNA, 690 nt
Organism: Daldinia caldariorum
Lineage: Eukaryota; Fungi; Ascomycota; Sordariomycetes; Xylariales; Hypoxylaceae
Exons: 1
Coding region: 119-523 (134 amino acids)
Source: RefSeq, a predicted model, not a curated record